Molecule: messenger RNA, 1581 nt
Organism: Pyrgilauda ruficollis (rufous-necked snowfinch)
Lineage: Eukaryota; Metazoa; Chordata; Aves; Passeriformes; Passeridae
Gene: SHE
Product: Src homology 2 domain containing E
Exons: 6
Coding region: 9-1286 (425 amino acids)
Molecular function (GO): phosphotyrosine residue binding
Source: RefSeq, a predicted model, not a curated record
CCAGCUCCAUGGCGGCCAAGUGGUUCAAGGAGUUCCCAUCCAACCUGAAGACGGUGUCAGAGAAGGCUCGGCCGGGAAGCGGGAGCCUCGGGAAGAGCCGCAAGAAUUCAACCGCUGAGCUGGGGGGCUGCCGGGCGGCUGGGGGUGGCAAGGAAGGGGGCAGCCGGCUGUCACGGGACAACCUGCAGGGUCUACUCCAGGCUGCCACCGGGAAGAUGCGGAAGAAUUCUCGAGUGGAGGGAGGCACACCGGAGGGACCCUCCAAAACCUACAUCAACCGCCUCAUCAAGGUGGAGGCUUCCGAGAAGAACGGGAAGGGGCACCCCGGACCCCUGCCUGCCGGCCUGCCUGCCCCCGAGCAGGACAAGGGGAAGCCCCCCAAGACAGAGACGGUCAUCAUCCUGGAGGAUUACGCAGACCCUUACGAUGCCAAACGGACCAAGGGGCAGCGGGAUGCUGAGCGCCUGGGGGAGAACGACGGGUACAUGGAGCCCUACGAUGCCCAGCAGAUGAUCACAGAAAUCCGUCGUCGUGGCUCCAAGGAUCCCCUGGUCAAAGCCAUCCUGCUGCUAGACGGCCCUGGAGAGCCUGGGGAGGGGGGUGCCAAGUUGGAUCUUGCCAAGAGGCUGGGGGGCAAGGAGCUGGCAGGGAAGGGGCCACAGCUCUAUGACACCCCUUAUGAGCCUGGGGAGGGGGUGGCCGGGGGGACCCCAGAGCGCAGGGUGAGGGCUGGUGAUGGGCGCCUGCCCGAGAAUGACGAGCGCCCAGCGGGGGAGUAUGAGCAGCCCUGGGAGUGGAAGAAGGAGCAGAUUGUCAAAGCACUGUCAGUCCAGUUUGAGGGCUCGGAGCGUCCUAAGGAGGAGACGCUGCGGCAGCAUCUCCGCCAGAAGAGCUGGACCCCCAAGAUGCUGAAGCCGGCGGGCACCGAGCACAGCGAGGGGGAGCGGGUGGACCCCGCCCUGGCCCUGGAGAAACAGCCCUGGUUCCACGGGGCCAUCACGCGGGCUGAGGCCGAGAGCCGGCUGCAGCCGUGCCGGGAGGCCGGCUACCUGGUGCGCACCAGCGAGACGGGCAGCGGCAAGUACUCCAUCGCGCUCAAGACCAGCCAGGGCUGCGUCCACAUCAUCGUGGCCCAGACCAAGGACAACAAGUACACGCUCAGCCAGGCCAGCGGCGUCUUCGCCAGCAUCCCUGAAGUCGUGCACUACUACUCCACUGAGAAGCUGCCCUUCAAGGGGGCUGAGCACAUGGCCCUGCUGCACCCCGUCCACUGCAAGCUGCAUUAGCGUCGGCCGGUGCCGCCCCCGAGUGGUCUGCGACCCCCACCCCUGUGGCAUGAGACAGCGAUGGGGGCACGUACCACGGGAAGGGUCCAGUGAGAGAACCCCUGUCAUGUCUCCAGUCCUGAAGGGACCCCGCUCCUGGACUCCAGCAGGGCUGGAUUUGUCCCUUUUGCUGGGACAAGUCCUGACCACCCUGUGCCAGAACCGACUUGUCACGGGGCUGCCCACGUGCCCGAGCUGGGGGCACGCAGUGAGACUGGGAUGUGUAAUGAUCUAGUAAAAUAAACUUGUUGGCUGA